AUGGAGCAACAUCUUCUGUUGGUCAUUGCCGCCAGUUUGGUGGUUUGUGGGACAUCUAGACUUAUAGAUCUUUCUCAUGACCACGGACCAGACACCCUUAUGUCCCCGAAUCUUUUGAUCGCAGAUAAAUAUGUUUGUCCUCAGUGUCGAAUCAGGCGUUUACUCAGCGGUGAACAUGGUGGGACGCACCUGGACCCGCUCCUGGUGCACUUUCAGCGAGGGGGGCAGCAGCUGCAACAGAUCCCGCUGGAGAAUACAAUAGCUGAAGGUGUUAUGAUUGACUGUUCGGCAGAAGCAGCAGAAGAUCCCAGUUUUUUAGUCCCACUUCAAAAGGUACAGACAUAUCA
Molecule: messenger RNA, 347 nt
Organism: Candidula unifasciata
Lineage: Eukaryota; Metazoa; Mollusca; Gastropoda; Stylommatophora; Geomitridae
Source: the annotation of a GenBank genome assembly